Messenger RNA from Alligator sinensis (Chinese alligator), 1196 nucleotides. RefSeq names its product G protein-coupled receptor 142 (gene GPR142). The record is from RefSeq and is a predicted model, not a curated record. Gene Ontology annotation, molecular function: G protein-coupled receptor activity. NCBI's taxonomy places the organism in Eukaryota, Metazoa, Chordata, Crocodylia, Alligatoridae. Gene Ontology annotation, cellular component: membrane. Gene Ontology annotation, biological process: G protein-coupled receptor signaling pathway.
UGUCCAGCUGUCCCUGUGUGCACCCUCUCCCUAUGUGCUGCGGCUCCCACACACCCACCCUGUCUCGGGCCCAUGCCAGCAGCCCGUGCCCCCGUCCUGGGCUCUGACUCCACUCCGUCCCCAGCGCCACGGCUGCUCCAUGCUGCUCCAGGAUGGCUCCUGGCCCAACAGCACCACGCCAGCGGGCGAGGAGCGGUCUCCUUGUGUGGUGGGCAUCGUCCCCAUCGUGUACUACAGCAUCCUGCUGGCCCUGGGGCUGCCAGCCAACGUCCUGACGGCAGCUGCCCUGUCCCGCCUGGCCGCCCGCACCAAGAAGUCGUCCUACUGGCACCUGCUGGCGCUGACGGCUUCGGACAUCCUGGCCCAGGUGCUCAUCGUCUUCGUGGGCUUCAUCCUGCAGACGAGCAUCCUGGGCCGGGCGGUGCCGGCGGCUGCGGUGCACGCCGUCACUGCGCUGGAGUUCGCGGCCAGCCACGCCUCCGUCUGGGUGGCCGUGCUGCUGGCCGUGGACCGCUACGUGGCCCUGUGCCACCCGCGGGCCACCGGCGUCCCCUUCUACUGGUGGUUGGACGUGUGGCGCGACGCCGACCCGCCCACUGCCCUGGACCGGGCACUCAAGUGGCUGCACUGCGUGGCCAUUUACUUCCUGCCCUGCGGCAUCUUCCUGGCCACCAACUCGGCCAUCACGUGCCAGCUGCGGCGGGCACCGGGGCCACGCCGGGGCCGGGACCGGGCCAGUGCCCUCCUGCUGGCGGUCACCAGCGUCUUCGCCUUGCUAUGGGCGCCACGCACAGCCGUCAUGCUGUGCCACCUCUACGUGGCCUCUGUGCGCCGCGACUGGCGGGUGCACCUGGCACUGGACGUGGCCAACAUGGUGGCCAUGCUCAACACGGCCCUCAAUGGCCUGCUCUACUGCUGCGUCAGCCGCACUUUCCGCCGCGCCGUGGCCGAGGUGCUGCGCUCCUCCCGGCCCCUCUGUGCCGCCGGCCAUGCUUCCCGGCAGCGGGCCCAGCAGGGGGGCUCCCCGCCACCCCCCACACUCAAGACGCUGGGUUUGCUGCGUGGCACGCCCCUGUGAGACCACAGCCAGACCACAGCCAUGGCCUGGGACCGCCUGGGGCAGCGUGGACUGCGCAUGGCAGCAGGGGGUCUGGCUGGGGGUCAGCAGCCGGGGACGGCUGGAGCGUGGCUGGGGU